Messenger RNA from Manduca sexta (tobacco hornworm), 908 nucleotides. RefSeq lists its product as uncharacterized. The record is from RefSeq and is a predicted model, not a curated record. Lineage: Eukaryota; Metazoa; Arthropoda; Insecta; Lepidoptera; Sphingidae. The coding region runs from base 33 to 887 and encodes 284 amino acids. The transcript is spliced from 4 exons.
UAUAGUUACUAACUUCCCUCAUUCCAGGCACCAUGUUGAAGGCAACCAUACUGUUGUGUUUGGCGGCUAUGAGUCAUGGGGCAUUCGUUUCCAUGCGCCAACUCGCUAACCACCCCCACUUAAGGUCCACUGGUGGGAAUGAAGCACUCAUAUCCAGGCUGGCUGAGCAAAGUGAUGUCGUCAUCCCGUACUACGAAACAUUACAGAAGGUAGAACAAGUCCGAAAAUUGAUAGAACAACACAUCAACUUUGUUCAGAUACCACAGCUUGGUGACCCUAAUCGUCAUUACGUCGUGCUCUUAGGAGUCAUUCACCACAUGAUAAACGCUAUCGCUGAAUCUUGCACCGUUGACCCAGUGAAGUACGAUCAAGAUUAUAUGACUCUUGUUGAGGAAGGUUUGACAAAUGCCUGGAAUGAUCCCAAGGAAACGGCUGACAGCAUACGCCAUAUCAUGGACUUGUCCGCACAACAAACACAACAUGUCACCUCAUUAAUUCAGGUGUUAUGCGGUGAUAAUAACGAAUCACCGCUGCUAUGCAACUUGGUUAUCUCCAAAAUAUUUAACAAACCAUCAGAAAAACAAGAGACGAAAAUCCUACUCAAACUAGGCACAGUGGCGACUCUGUUUGGUGAUGUUUCGUCGAAUUUGGAAGAGGUCGCUAACCACCAACAAGAGAUCAGCUUUCUUCUAGAUCCAGCGACUAAAGAGCUCUUAAAACCCCUCGUAUUAUCUGCUGUCGAUGCUAGGCUGGAUUUAGAUGUAGACAGAAAUUGUGGGAACAUCUCUGCCUAUCCUGUUUCUCUACCGCGUGUAAGCAGCAAACGUUACAAAGGGUUGCAAUCUUUGCACCCUUCUCUCAUGUCUCGACGUAAAAAUUUGGGGUAGGAAAUAAAUGAUUUAAAAAUA